Molecule: messenger RNA, 1773 nt
Organism: Adineta steineri
Lineage: Eukaryota; Metazoa; Rotifera; Eurotatoria; Adinetida; Adinetidae
Source: the annotation of a GenBank genome assembly
AUGGCUGCUGCAAUAGAAACAAAACUUUAUGUAACGAAUUUUCCGAGUUCAGCUACUCGACAACAAUUACAACAAUUUUUUUCACGUUUUGGUCGUGUACAAGAAUGUGCUAUUAUGUGGAAUUCAUAUGCAUUUGUUCAUUAUGCAACGAUGGAAGAAGCUCGUCGUGCACUUGAUCAAUCAAAUGGUGCGAUGUUUCUUAAUCGAAAACUCAUUGUUCAAUUAUCAACAUCACGUUUUCGUCCACAACCUAAAGAAGCAACUAAUCCAUUAUCACAACCACCUAAGCAACUAAUGGUUAUGACGAAUCCAUCAUCAUCAUCAGUUGCUUAUCAUCAUUUAACGAAUGGAGGAGGAUCAACAAUUAAACAACAACAACAACAACAACAGCAGCAGCCAAAUCCACUCACACAACAGUAUUCGAAUGAAGUCAAUUAUGAUAUGAUGACAGGUUAUAAUCCUCAAUGUUCAUCACCGAUAUUACAAGAUGGAAAUAAUUUUUUUCCAAAUACAUAUCGUCCUCCAUCACCAUUUUAUUUAUCUCAAGAACUUAAUAAUGGCUAUUAUUCACAAUAUUCCAAUAUACAAAUGGAUAGAAUGACACCUUCACCAUUAUCAAUUCAAUUAAAUAAACUAAAUCAUAUUAAAUCAAAUAAAAAUAAUAUCAAAACAGAUAUUGGUACAAAUGGUGAAAUUCCGAAAUUAUAUUGUACGAAUUUACCAGAUAAUUGUAAAGCAAAUGAUUUACAACGUUUAUUUUCAACAUUUGGUCAAGUUAUUGAUUGUGUUAUUCUAUGGGAUUAUUACGCAUUUGUUACAUUUAAAUCAUUUCCAGAAGCAGAACAUGCUUUACAUACACUUCAUGGUUAUACAUGGAAAGAUCGACGUCUUAUUGUAGAAUGGUCACGUGCAUCAGGACGACGACAACAACAACAAACAUCACCAUCACCAACGACACCAAGACUUGGAUCAUUUGGUUCUGAAGUUUCAACACCACCGUCACCUCGAAGUCGUCCAUCAACAUUAUUAUCUCAUCAAUCUGCUUCAAAUGGACAAUUUUAUGGAAAUAAUUCACCAAAAAUUCUUUCACCACUUAAAUCACAAUCACCACAUCAUACAUUCAAUCAAAAUCUUGCGAUGAUGUCAAUCAUUCAACAACAACAACAACCAGUUUUACACCAUCAUCAUCAUUCAUCGAUGCCAUAUGGAACAUAUUCAAAUCGAAAUAAUGUUGAAUCAUUAAUCAAUGAAAAUCAACCAAUAUUUGAUGGUUUAACAAAUUCUUCAUCAAAUCAUCGUCUUGAUUUAUCACCAUUUAUUGAUUCAAAUACAUCAAAUUCAAAUACAUUAUUUUCAUCAUCAUGUGAACUUCCAUCACCAUCAUCACCUGUAUCAAUAACAAAUGUUUAUCAACCAUCAGAUAUUGCUGCUUUACUUGAACCAUCAUCAUCUGAUGUAUCAAUAAAUAAAAAAUCAACAGAAAAUUCAAGAAUUAAUGAUAUAACAAAUACUUUAUCAUCACAAUCAACAAAUAUUCAAUCAUCAUGUUCAUCGACAGCAGCUGCUGCUGCUUUAUUUCAGGAAAAUUUAUUAUCAUCAUUAUUUGGUUCAUUAGAACCAUUUAGUAAAUUAUUUCCAAUUGAUGAACAAUCAACAACAACAUCAAAUUCACGUUAUAAUCAUAUUUUACCAACAUCAUCACCAUUAUUAACAACAGCACCUGAUAAUAGUCAUUAUCCAAUAUAUUAUGGGCAUAAUAAUUCUUGGCAUUAA